ACGGAUUUUGAAAGCGAACAUGCGGGAAAAGUCGAUCGAUCGUCUCGUAAAACUUUUCCCAAGUUUAAUGGUAAAACCACGCCACAUCCACGCCUUUUUGUUGUUUUCACUCAAUAAAACCGGCUCUGCAUCAUGAGAAUCUUCCUUAUCCUUGUUCCCCUCCUCUCACUUGCCCACGAUGGCUUGUGCCGGGCCGUCGCUCCGCAAUCUGCCGGCUCCUCGUCCACCGUCGCUCGUUACAAACGGGUGCUGCUCUUCAAGGCAAAGAAAUUUGUGCAACUUCAUAACCAGGAAAAGCACAGGGAUAAUGUUGUGUAAAGCUGAAAAGGAAGCUGGUAUUCAAGACACUGGACAGCUUUUUCUUGGAAUGGAUUUUGGUACAUCUGGUGCUCGGUUUGCUCUCAUUGACAAGCAUGGAAAACUUUAUGCUGAGGGAAAAAGAGAAUAUUCAAAUCCAUCAUCACAGGUCCAUAGCGAAAUAGAUUGGGCAACUUCCUGGAAGAAUGUACUUUUCAAAAUUCUUGAAGAUAUACCACAGACCCUUUGUUCCCGUGUUUCUUCCAUAUCAGUUGAUGGGACAUCUGCAACCACAAUGAUAAUUGACAGUGAGACUGGGGAGCCUCUGUGCAGACCAUUCCUGUACAAUGAAAGCUUUCCUGAUGCUUUGCCAGUUGUUUGUUCCAUAGCUCCUAAAAAUCAUACAGUGUGCUCUGGUUCUUCUACCCUUGCCAAGCUUGUUUCAUGGUGGGCUGCAGGUAUCCCAAAAAGAAAAUCCUCCAUAUUAAUGCAUCAAGCCGACUGGCUUCUGUGGCAUUUACAUGGAAAGCUAGGUGUAUCUGAUUACAACAAUGCCCUAAAGGUUGGUUAUGAUCCCGAAUCUGAGGCCUAUCCAUCAUGGCUGCUUUCACAGCCAUAUUCAUAUAUGUUGCCCACUGUCAGAGCUCCAGGAACUCCAGUCGCUUUCAUAAAGGAAGAUGUCAGAUUGAGAUUUGGUCUGUCAAGAGACUGUAUUGUUUGUACUGGCACCACAGACAGCAUAGCAGCUUUUCUUGCUGCCCGUGUUGCAGAGCCUGGGAAAGCUGUUACAUCUUUGGGUUCAACACUGGCAAUCAAGCUUCUAAGCACUUCUCGCAUUGAUGAUGCACGCUUUGGUGUCUACAGCCACAGGCUUGAUGAUAUGUGGCUUGUUGGUGGUGCUUCUAACACCGGGGGAGCUGUUCUUAGAAAAUUAUUUACAGACAAGAAGCUAGAAGAACUAAGUGAAAAAAUUGAUCCCUUGAAACCUUCUUCUCUUGAUUACUAUCCUCUGACUUCAGUUGGUGAAAGAUUUCCUGUUGCAGAUGCAAAGUUGGAGCCCAGGAUGAGCCCUCGACCAACCGACGAUGUGGAAUUCUUACAUGGCAUUCUUGAAUCUAUUUCUCGAAUUGAGGCUAAGGCAUAUAAACUGCUUGAAGAACUUGGAGCAACAGAGCUGGAGGAGGUAUUCACAGCAGGAGGUGGUUCAAAGAAUCCACAAUGGACAAAGAUACGCGAGCGAGUGCUGGGGGUGCCUGUCGCUCGUGCAGCCCAAACAGAGGCUGCAUAUGGUGCUGCCCUUUUAGCACUCAAGGGUGCUCAACAGAAUUUUCAAUAGGGGGAGAAGAUCUGAUUUUCUCUGCAAUUCAGUAUACCACAAAGGCAUGGAGUACAUUGUCGUCGUAUUUUGUCUCGGGCAGUCUUUCCCUUCUGUGGUUCUGAAAUAUAACUGCAUAACUUUAUUCCGAAACCCUUUUCUCAUUUUGUUCGUACACGAUCUUUGUCCUCUCCCUUGAAAUUCUCGAAUGAAAUUCACUUCUCUGGAAA
Messenger RNA from Nymphaea colorata (pocket water lily), 1842 nucleotides. RefSeq names its product D-ribulose kinase. Lineage: Eukaryota; Viridiplantae; Streptophyta; Magnoliopsida; Nymphaeales; Nymphaeaceae. Bases 179 to 1633 code for a protein of 484 amino acids. The transcript is spliced from 9 exons. Gene Ontology annotation, molecular function: D-xylulokinase activity. Gene Ontology annotation, biological process: xylulose metabolic process. The record is from RefSeq and is a predicted model, not a curated record. Gene Ontology annotation, cellular component: cytosol.